Messenger RNA from Aspergillus udagawae, 816 nucleotides. RefSeq names its product glycosyl hydrolase family protein. The transcript has 3 exons. Gene Ontology annotation, biological process: carbohydrate metabolic process. Gene Ontology annotation, molecular function: hydrolase activity, hydrolyzing O-glycosyl compounds. The record is from RefSeq and is a predicted model, not a curated record. The coding region runs from base 1 to 816 and encodes 271 amino acids. Lineage: Eukaryota; Fungi; Ascomycota; Eurotiomycetes; Eurotiales; Aspergillaceae.
AUGGAAGAUUUUCUCUUUGAGCCCGCCCGUCUUGAACAUCGCAUCGCUAUCCCUAGGAAAAAUGACUAUGAGCCCAUUGCUCACGGUGCAACGCUGUGCUCUGAGGAAUUCAGUGAUGAGCGCGCUUCGAUAUCCGAAGCCGUCAAGGUUGCUUCUACAUCAGAUGUGAGCAUCAUAUUUGCCGGUCGAAAUCAAAUAUACGAAUCUGAAAGAGCUGUCACAGCAGUUUCCAAGAAGACAGUUUUAGUCCUCAACUGCGGCAAUCCGAUCGACGUAUCGCCAUUUGUGAAUGAAGUCGACGCGAUUCUCAACGCUCACUUCCCCGGCCAGGAGGGCGGACAGGCAAUCGCUAAUAUACUGACUGGAAAAACCAAUCCGAGCGGCCGCCUGGCGACCACCUGGCCUAAGAAGUUCGAUGAAGAGCACAUCCCCACUUACCACAACUUCCCAGCGCAACUUACGGAGCGUGGGUAUGAGAUCAAGUAUAAAGAAGGCCUUCAACUAGGAUACAGACAUCCUCAAUCCCGGCGCACUGCGCAUUGGCAAUUCAGCCACGGGUUGUCUUACAAUACCUUCGAAUACUCGGGACUCACCGUCAGUGGCCAGGACAUAACUAAGGAGGCACGCGACUCUGACCUGACUAUCUCGGUCAGGGUCAAGAACACUGGUAUCUACCCCAGCCAUGAGGUUGUCCAGUUCUGUAUAUCUCCUCCAGACAGUAUAAAGCUGUGGCGUCCUGCUUGUGAGCUCAAGGGGUACGCAAAAAGUAUGGAUACUUCCUGGGGAGUCAGAAACAGUGAUAAGCUCCCUGAGUAA